Felis catus (domestic cat) is the source of this 1436-nucleotide messenger RNA. It is a transcript of the gene GAP43, whose product is annotated as growth associated protein 43. Gene Ontology annotation, molecular function: calmodulin binding; phosphatidylserine binding; lysophosphatidic acid binding. The record is from RefSeq and is a predicted model, not a curated record. The coding region runs from base 103 to 822 and encodes 239 amino acids. Gene Ontology annotation, biological process: axon choice point recognition; tissue regeneration; axon regeneration. Gene Ontology annotation, cellular component: postsynaptic density; cytoplasm; plasma membrane. The transcript is spliced from 3 exons. NCBI's taxonomy places the organism in Eukaryota, Metazoa, Chordata, Mammalia, Carnivora, Felidae.
GAAGACAAGUAGAGACAGGCCCUGGAGGAUAGUCUUGGACAUUCCACACCUAGGUGAGCUCCCAGCUGAAUACAACCACUUGAGUGACCUCAUCUCUACCACAUGGAGCAGGAAAAUGCUCAGGUUGAAAAAAAUGAUGAGGACCAAAAGAUCGAACAAGAUGGCAUCAAACCAGAAGAUAAAGCUCAUAAGGCCGCGACCAAAAUUCAGGCUAGCUUCCGUGGACACAUAACAAGGAAAAAGCUCAAAGGAGAGAAGAAGGGUGAUGCCCAAGCUGCUGAGGCUGAAGGGAAUGAGAAGGAUGAAGCCCCUGUUGCUGACGGUGUGGAGAAGAAGGAGGGAGAAGGUCCCACUCCCACUGACGGGGCCCCUGCCUCUGGCCCCAAGGCUGAGGAAACCGGCAAGGCAGGCGAAACUCCUUCCGAGGAGAAGAAGGGGGAGGGCACCCCUGAUGCUGCCACAGAGCAGGCAGCCCCCCAGGCUCCUGUCCCCUCAGAAGAGAAGGCCGGCUCUGCUGAGACAGAAAGUGCCACUAAAGCUUCCACUGACAACUCGCCGUCCUCCAAGGCCGAAGACGCCCCAGCCAAGGAGGAGCCUAAACAAGCCGACGUGCCUGCUGCUGUCACUGCUGCUGCUGCCGCCACCACCCCUGCUGCAGAGGAUGCUGCUGCCAAGGCAACAGCCCAGCCUCCAACGGAUGCUGUGGAGAGCAGCCAAGCCGAGGAGAAGAUAGAAGCUGUAGAUGAAACCAAACCUAAGGAAAGUGCCCGGCAGGAUGAGGGUAAAGGAGAAGAACGUGAGGCGGACCAAGAACAUGCCUGAACUUUAAGAAAUGGCUUUCCACGUCCCCACUCUCCCCUCUCCUGAACCCUGUCUCUCCCCAUCCCUCUUCUCAACUCCACUCUGAAGUUCCCCUUCCUGUCCUGCUCACGUCCGUGAGUCUGUCCUCUCCUACCCACUAGCCCUCUUUCUCUCUGUGUGGCAAACAUUUAAAAAAAAAAAAAGCAGGAAAGAUCCCAAGUCAAACAGUGUGGCUUAAACAUUUUUUGUUUCUUGGUGUUGUUAUGGCGAGUUUUUGGUAAUGAUGAUCCAAUCAUUUCGGGAAAUUCUUGCACUGUAUCCAAGUUUUUUGAUCUGGUGCGUGUGGCCCUGUGGGAGUCCACUUUCCUCUCUAUCUCUCUCUGUUCCAAGUGUGUGUGCAAUGUUCCGUUCAUCUGAGGAGUCCAAAAUAUCGAGUGAAUUCAAAACCAUUUUUCUUUUCCUCCUUUUAAUGUGAUGGAAUGAACAAAAAGGAAAAAAAUCAAAAACCCAGUUUGUUUUGAAAAUAAAUAAAUAAAUAAAUAAAUAAAAUAAAGCAAAUGUGCCAAUUAGCGUAACUUGCGGCUCUAAGGCUCCUUUUUCAAUCUGAAUAUUAAUAAAUCAUGAGAGUAAUCAAA